AUGUUAAAGGAUGAGAAGUCCCAAGAUAGAAAUCAACUUUUGACUAAUAUCCCCUUUAAUUACGAUGGUUACUGGAAUUUCAUAUAUAAAGUGUUAACUAAAUUCAAUCAAGAAUGCUCGGAUGUUCUUGUCGUCUUCGAUGGAGUUUUCAAGCACAACGCCAAUCGAAGACCUGAUCCCGACCGUACUAGUAGUUUACGUUUCAUCGAGUUCAAGGCGAGUCAAAAUCAACUUCCAUCACUCUUUCGAUGCGAAUUCAUCGAUAUUUUGCGUGAGUUAGAUAUCGGUGUUAAUGUGGCUCGAGGAGAAGCUGAUCCAAUGAUAGUUCGAUUGGCUCAAGAUCGAAAUGCUUAUGUUGUCGCCGCGGAUUCAGACUAUCAUCUCUAUGAUCUUCCACAAGGCUAUGUUCCAUUGAAAUUUCUCAAUUUGAGAGCACUCAAAGGACCACUCUAUCAAAUGAACGACGUUUUCGCAGGAAUGGAUAUAAGAGGUGUUGCUUUAUGGGCAUCACUCAUUAAAUAUAACUUUGUCGCUUUGACAAAUUUACAAGAGUUUCUUUCGACAACGCAAGCAUAUGAUCGAAAAGAGUUUGAAUCAUGGCUUGAUAGUACAGAACCCGAUGAGCAGAAACGUCAUUUGAUAACAACUGAAUGGUUACUUCUCCGUUUCAUUCAACAAGUUGGUAGUGCAACAGCAUAUAAUCAAUUGAUUCAACUCGUCGCUUCAGAUGAUCGACAAAAAUUCAAUCAAAUUAGAUCUAGCUAUGCCAAUGUCAUGCCAUUAACCUCAAUCAAAACAAAAAAUGGAAAAUGCCUCCCUGGCUACCUUAAUAGACUUUUCACCACUGGAAACCUUGAUCAUACGAUUCUUAACAUUCUCAUCAGUAGAAAUGUUCUCAAGAGUGAACAAGUGAACAAUCCAAUAUAUUAUCAAUUGCUUCUGCCUAUUAUUCAGAUUCAUCUGCGCUCGGAUUGUACGAGUCCGGAUAUGGACAACGAUAGUCAAAAGGUCACAUACAAUGAUCGAUCAUAUGAACCUUUGGCAGAGAUCAAGAUACAAGACCUUCCUUCUCUAAACGAAACUUCCAAGAUGUCUUCAGCUGAUCGAAAGAAGUGGCUUUUAUAUUGUGUGAAAUCUGUUCUUCAACCAUCAGUACAUAUGAAUGAAGAUGGAAUUCACGAUAAUCAUCUGCCAGAAAGCUAA
Messenger RNA from Rotaria sp. Silwood2, 1203 nucleotides. Lineage: Eukaryota; Metazoa; Rotifera; Eurotatoria; Philodinida; Philodinidae. The record is from the annotation of a GenBank genome assembly.